AAUCAAGAUUUCCCCUUGUCUCUGAACCCAGCAAGCGGUCGUCAUCACCUUGUACAAAUACUCAUCGUGUUCUUCAUCAGUUGAGGAAGUGACCAUCAAGCAGCGACCUUGCGCACUCCAUUCGUGCUACCUUGAAGCACUUGUCGCCUUGAUUUUUCAUUCGUGCUGACAAGUCACCCGAGGGACUUUAACACUCUUCUGAAUUACAACAGGACACCACGCUUCACAUCCUUCACCUCUCAAUCAUGGCAAUCUCAGGCUUCCUCUUCCUCUCGUUUCGCAUUGCGCAGAUCCUCACUCUCAUUCCCAUUGUGGGAAUGCUGGCGUGGUUCGUCCAUGGCUUUGUCGUCAACAAUCAGCUCACACCCACCUACAUUCUGUUGCUGUUCAUCACGUCGGUCCUCGCAGCCGCAUGGACUCUAGCAACGCUCGUAACAUACCUGCGCGCUCGUCACUCUGCCUUGUUCGUUGCACUCGUCGACCUCGCUUUCGUGGGCACCUUGAUUGCCGCUGUCUACGAGUUGCGUGCCAUCACAAACCAGGACUGCUCGAACUUCAGCAGCGGAAGCAUCUACCUCAGCCUGGGUCCCUUUGGCUACUAUGGCCGUCAAAGCGGCAGUGACUGGUCUCUCCACAUCAACAAGACAUGCGCCAUGCUCAAGGCCUGCUUUGCCCUUGCCAUCAUGAACAUCAUCUUCUUCUUCACCACCUUCCUCCUUGCACUGCUGGUUCAUAGAAACCACCGUGACCGCGACACGGUUGUAGUCAAGAAAGAAUACCACAGCACUCGCCACGGCCAACGACGCUCCAGUCGUGGUAGCUACGACAGACGCAACUCUCCUCGCCGAUCCCAUCACAGCAGCAACAGACGCUACUAUGUCUGAUCCAUCCGCUUGGUUCAUGACAGACCGCUCCAGCCUAACGACAUGGUUGCUAUCCUUCUACACGAUCCGCUUCAACGACGACACGAUUUGUUUUAAUAUACCAUUACGCACAGCCAUGCAUGCCUUUCCUCCCCUUGAUACUCUACAUAGCAACUCUUCUAAACAGUUGGUUCUACCUUUGUUCUCGUUCCAGGACUGUCCGAUCAUCACUUAUGUACCCUUGAUCGAUAUGCUCUGGGCUACAAUACGUGCUGCAUAUGCUUGUAGUUGUUGUGUUGCCAACAUCGAACCUUCAUCAAGUGUUCCUCAUUGUCUUGUAAGAUAUGC
Messenger RNA from Aureobasidium pullulans EXF-150, 1211 nucleotides. RefSeq lists its product as uncharacterized. The transcript is spliced from 2 exons. NCBI's taxonomy places the organism in Eukaryota, Fungi, Ascomycota, Dothideomycetes, Dothideales, Saccotheciaceae. The record is from RefSeq and is a predicted model, not a curated record. Bases 246 to 884 code for a protein of 212 amino acids.